Molecule: messenger RNA, 4130 nt
Organism: Hemibagrus wyckioides
Lineage: Eukaryota; Metazoa; Chordata; Actinopteri; Siluriformes; Bagridae
Gene: gmps
Product: guanine monophosphate synthase
Exons: 17
Coding region: 401-2461 (686 amino acids)
Biological process (GO): GMP biosynthetic process
Cellular component (GO): cytosol
Molecular function (GO): GMP synthase (glutamine-hydrolyzing) activity; ATP binding; GMP synthase activity
Source: RefSeq, a predicted model, not a curated record
CUCUAUCUCUCUCGUGCACGCGCUGAACGGAAAUCAGACUCCUCUGGCCGCACGUGCUUCAACGGAGUUACUCCGCACGCGAUAGCCGAGCGCGAGGAGCCCCUCUCGCUCUCUCUCAGUCAGUCAGAGUCUCUCUCUCUCUCUCUCUCUCUCUCUCUCUCAAGAAGAAGAGCAGCGGCGUCCGCGCUUUUCACUUUUUUCAGGCAUCCAUGGCGCUGUGUAACGGCGAUACCAAGAAGGCGUCUCCAGUGUUAGUAAGUUUUCCUCCACUGGAAAAUCUCCAGGACGAGUUUUAGUCGUCAGAAAGGAAGAAAAAAUCAGGCACAUGAGGGAGUAGCUGUUUAUCACGGCUGUAACGUAAGCGAGAAGAGGAACUAACUCAUCUUGCUGACAGUCCACAAUGUUAAAGCUGGAUAUCAGUGGCGAGCCGACAGACGGGUUGCAGGACUACGAUGGGGCCGUGGUGAUCCUGGACGCCGGGGCGCAGUAUGGAAAAGUGAUUGACCGGCGAGUGAGAGAGCUGUUCGUGCAGUCGGAGAUCCUGCCGCUCGAGACGCCCGCCUUCGCCAUCAGAGAGCAGGGCUUCAGGGCCAUCAUUAUAUCUGGCGGCCCGAAUUCAGUCUACGCAGAAGAUGCUCCCUGGUUCGACCCCGCCAUAUUCACCAUCGGCAAACCCGUCCUGGGGAUCUGCUACGGCAUGCAGAUGAUGAAUAAAGUGUUCGGAGGCACGGUGCACAGGAAGAGUGUAAGAGAAGACGGCGUGUUCAGUAUCAGUAUAGACAACUCCUGCUCGCUCUUCAGGGGUCUACAGAAGGAGGAGAUGGUGCUCUUGACUCACGGUGACAGCGUGGAUAAAGUAGCAGAUGGCUUCAAAGUCGUGGCUCAGUCUGGCAACAUUAUUGCAGGUAUCGCUAACGAGCAGAAGAAGCUCUACGGGACACAGUUUCACCCGGAAGUAGAUCUGACCGAGCGGGGCAUGGACAUGCUGCGGAACUUCGUGUUCGAGAUCGCCGGCUGUCCCAGCAACUUCACCGUGCAGAACCGGCAGAUGGGAUGCAUACGCGAGAUCCGUGAGAAAGUGGACAAGUCCAAAGUGCUGGUACUGUUAAGCGGUGGUGUGGACUCCACAGUGUGUACAGCUCUGCUUAAUAAAGCUCUAAAUCAGGACCAAGUGAUCGCCGUCCACAUCGACAACGGCUUCAUGAGGAAGAGGGAGAGCCAGAGCGUGGAGGAGGCACUCACCAAACUCGGCAUUAAACUCAAAGUUGUAAACGCAGCGCACACGUUCUACAACGGCACCACGACGCUGCCCAUCUCUGAGGAGGAUCGCACACCCAGGAAACGCAUCAGCAAGACGCUCAACAUGACCACCAACCCCGAGGAGAAGAGGAAGAUCAUCGGAGACACCUUUGUCAAGGUGGCGAACGAGGUGAUCGGUGAGAUGAACCUGAAGCCCGAGGAUGUGUAUCUGGCGCAGGGCACACUCAGACCGGACCUGAUCGAGAGCGCGUCUCACCUGGCCAGUGGCAAGGCUGACGUCAUCAAAACCCACCACAACGACACGGAGCUCAUCCGCAAACUCCGAGACGAGGGGAAGGUAAUCGAGCCGCUGAAAGAUUUCCACAAAGACGAGGUGCGAGCGUUGGGCCGAGAGCUGGGGCUCCCCGAGGAGAUCGUCUCCCGACACCCUUUUCCUGGUCCUGGUUUGGCCAUCAGGGUCAUCUGCGCUGAUGAACCUUAUGUCUGCAAAGACUUCGCUGAAACCAACAACAUCCUAAAAAUCAUCACAGACUUCUCCGCCAGUGUUAAAAAGCCACACACUCUGCUUCAGAGAGUGAAGUCGUGCAUAUCGGACGAGGAAGAGGAGAAGCUGAUGCAGAUCACCAGCCUUCAUUCACUAAAUGCCUUCCUGCUGCCAAUUAAAACCGUUGGUGUCCAGGGUGACGCGCGGUCGUACAGCUACGUAUGUGGGGUGACCAGUAAAGAAGCUCCGCACUGGGAAUCGCUCAUGUUCCUGGCCAGACUCAUCCCUCGUAUCUGUCACACCAUCAACAGAGUUGUGUACGUGUUUGGGUCGCACGUAAAGGAACCUCCGACAGACAUCACUCCCACGUUCCUGACCACAGGCGUACUGAGCACGCUCAGACAGGCCGACUUCGUGGCCCACUCCAUCCUCAGGGAGUCGGGUUACUCGAGUAAGAUCAGUCAGAUGCCCGUCAUCCUCGUGCCUCUGCAUUUCGACCGUGACCCGCUGCAGAAGCAGCCGUCCUGCAGACGCUCCGUCGUCAUCAGAACCUUCAUCACCAGCGAUUUCAUGACCGGCAUCGCUGCCACGCCGGAUAACCACAUCCCAGAAGAGGUGGUGCUGAAGAUGGUGAGCGAAAUCAAGAAGAUCCCAGGCAUCUCCAGAGUGAUGUACGACCUGACGUCCAAACCUCCGGGAACCACAGAGUGGGAGUAGAGCAGAGCGCUGAACUCUCUCUGGGCUCUCCUUCACCUCCUCCUCCCUUUCUCUCUCUCUCUCUCCCUCUCCCCCCUUCUUUUUUUAUUUGGACUUCCUCCUUCCCUUCCUUCUCCUUCAUCCUUCCAUGGCAAUGUUUCCACACUCACCAACAAAGCUCUCCGACCCUCAGAGAACAGAACACAACAUUCCCUACGACAGCAGCCAGUACUGUGAUUAACACCACACACACACACAAAGCCGCGACUUCAUCACAGCCUCAUUUUCUGGGGCUUAUUAUUAUUAUUAUUAUUAUUAUUAUGAUGAUGAUUAAUAUUCUUAUUAAGCUGGUUGUUUAUUAUUUCAGGAAGUAGUCGUCGAUGUAUUUUGCAGUUAAGGCUUGCAGAAAUAACUAGGGAUGCAUCGAUAAAACAGAAUAAAAGACUUAGCGACUCGCUCCGUCGUCGCGUGACGUUUCGUUUAGCCGUGUCCGUGCUUGUAGAUGCCGCCACUAACGAACCGCCGAGUUUCACGCGCGAGACGUUCAAACCGUGUCUCUAACAGAGAGCGCCGUCUAUUAAAGAUACAGUUUAAACACUAUUCCAAUGUUUUAUCAGGUGUUUGAUAUUUGUGUUGUAGGACGAUGCUGAUGUUAGUAUUGGUAUCGAUGCAUCCCUAGAAAUCACACACACACGGUCUUCUAGUACGAGUCUCUCAUCUCUGCUCCGUUCUGCUUUUCCACAUCAGCUUCAUUCACCUCACACUCUUCUGCAUUACUAACUCACGUGACCAAUUCUCUUGAUUUGCCAAAUGGAGCUGGUUUGAUGUUACAGGCACUUCCAGAACUGCCACUUUUUUCUUUUUCUUUUUUGUUUUUGCUUCUCUCUCUCUCUCUCUCUCUCUCUCGUUUUCUUUCUUUCUUUUUUUUUUUUGAGAUCUGCGAAGCGUGCUGUGAAGAAGCUUUUCCCGUUGAGGACGAGCUUUCCUAGACUUUGUGCCUGGUUCUUUUGUCCUUUCUCGUUUUGUCUUAUUUUUUUUCCUCCUCCCUUCAGGGAUGUGAACAGAACUAACACAUGCUGCAUAAUAUUUUUUUUUCUUUGGCACUUACCUGAGAAAGUAUAUUUUGUCUGCUUCUGUGCGAGUGUGUGAGAAGGGGGCGCAUCGUUUGCACAUUUAACCAUAUCUCUGUGUUUUUUUUUUUGUUCUUUAAACCCAUAAGGCCUUGGUGCUUUGCUUCCUGUAUAGCGUCUCCUGAGGCUGGACUUGGGAAGCAAUUAUUAGACGGAUGAGGAGAAAAGGGGCUUAAGCUGUGAUCACACAAUAACCCGUUAACUUAGUUUUUUUGUUUUGUUUUUUUUUAAGUCUAUAGAAAAUGGGAGGGGCUACAGGUUAGUUCUGUUAACUUUACGUAGAGGUUUGCUUGGCGCCGAAACCAGAAAUCUAUGCCUGAUGUAGAUAAGAUUUGAAGUGUCGUAAUGGUGAAUAACAUGCCUAGCUAUUUAUUGUCUUUGUUACGUCUCAUUACACUAUCCUCAUUUCAAUAGCAACAAAAAACAACAAAAAAAAACAAUGCAAGGGUGGACUGGUUCCUUAUCUUAUCUGCAAACUUUGUACUUAUACCUCUCUCUCUCUCUCUCUCUCUCUCUCUCUCCCUCUCCCUCUCCCCCCAUCUCUCUCUCUCUCUCUCUCU